AUGAACCUGGUGGAGAAAUCAGUGCCUGUAAAGCAGAAAGAUGAAAAUCUGCUGCAAGAACUGGAGAUCCCUGUUGAGCUUCGGAAGGUUUUGGUGGACGACUGGUACCUUAUUCAGAAACAAGACAAACUGCACAACCUGCCUGCCAAGCACACUGUCAGAGACAUUUUCGACGACUACGUCAAGUACAAAGUCUCUAAGUCUGAGUGUGACAAAAGCGCGGAGAGUGCGUUGAGAGAAAUUGGCAGAGGAAUUUGUUCCUUGUUUGACACACUCCUUGGCAAGCAGCUGCUGUACAAGUUCGAGAGGCCUCAGUACGCAGAAUUGCUGCAAAAACAUCCCUACAAAGGCAUGAGCCACAUUUACGGAGCACCCCACUUGCUCCGAUUGUUCUGCUGGAAACAAGGUCUUGUGCCAAAGUCGCAGUUUGACGAAGUCAACUGUGAAUACCUCAUGAAGCACUUGAAUAGCAUCAUCAAAAUUCAAGUGCCUAUAACUGCAAAAGACAAAGCGCGGACGAAUUGGACUGAGGAAGUACAGGGCCAUGGUCAUGCUCCAGGAAAGGAUCGACCGGCUGAAGAAGCUGAAAAAACUUCAAGAUCACAGCAGGAGGAUUGUGAAGCGUGCGCGACAACGCGCACUGGACUCAAGCCACAGGGCUUAUGA
Molecule: messenger RNA, 666 nt
Organism: Neocloeon triangulifer
Lineage: Eukaryota; Metazoa; Arthropoda; Insecta; Ephemeroptera; Baetidae
Product: mortality factor 4-like protein 1
Exons: 3
Coding region: 1-666 (221 amino acids)
Biological process (GO): chromatin organization; regulation of DNA-templated transcription
Cellular component (GO): nucleus; NuA4 histone acetyltransferase complex
Source: RefSeq, a predicted model, not a curated record